AUGCACGCAAAGUCGACGAUAUCGACAAAGGUAGCUUCCUCGACGACAUUGGAUUUUGGGAGGAUGGAUACGGACAUUGAAAGGCGUCAAUGGUGUGUGCGAGCCGAGUUGACGUCCGGAAGCGAAAGCCUGAACUCGACAGGCAUUAGCGGCUGUCAACCAGGAGCCAAAUCAAAUCGCCUCCCUCGCAACCUGGAUAUGUUCGGGGUCGUAUUCUCUUUGGCACUACCGCGUGAUAACUUUGCGCAAAAUCUGGUGACAUCCGCGGGUGGCCCCGUCGACCAGCAAGCUGGUGUGCACUCGUGCUUAUUCUUCUGGUCACCUGUGAUUACAGCCAAAGAAGACUACAUUACUGAUGACCAAUUAACAAAGGGCCAUGUGAGCCAAUCAGCAACAAGGGACUAUGCACCUCAUUACCCCUAUUGUCAUUGUUGCACGCCGCUUUGGACCGCCAUAUGCGUUUGGAUUCGACCAUUUGCUUGUUCGUAUGGCUUUACCCUUGUAUGGCACUGCCCGUUGUCGUUGCAUAUUGUCCGGCGGUUCUAUAGUAGACUUCGGCUGCGGAGGAUAUAUAUGCCCCCAGACGAGCCGACUCGAUCCCUCACCACUCGAAUCUCUCCGCCCUCUACCGGCUCUAGCAGCUCUACUUUCUGUUUUCUCCCUUUCUGUCUGUCUUUGAGACUUGACGUCUCUUCCCGCCCGGUGCGCCACUCAUUCGACAUCAACUUACGCUUCGACAGCGUCCAACUAUCGUUAUUUUUUGCACACUUGAAUUUUUUGUUCGCUUUUUUGAAAAUGGCCCGAUUCACUGCUUUUGCUGCCCUCCUCGCCGUUUCCGCAUCGGCUCUUCCUCUUCACAAGCGUAUUGCCCAAACAACCAUUGAUGCUGUCAAGCCAUGGGAAGCGGCUUGCAACCAGGCUGGAGGUGGAGCUCAAUGCAACAACAUUGCCGUGACCGCUGCUGGAACUCUUCUAGCUGCUCCGCCUGCGUGUGCCCAACAGGACUCGGCGGAUGCGAUGAUUACGCUCGCCAAGUCCCUCGACAAUGACGCUGAGAUGAUUCGACUAGCGCAGAUCUUCAGGCAACAGCCGAGGAACUCACCGGAUUCGCUGGCAUCACUCUACUGCCAGACAGCGCCUAAAAAUAAAGAACUUGAAGGCCUAUUCCAGUGUCAAUUUGCUGGAGUUAAGCAGGAUACCUUCACUGGAAAUAUCAAGGCUGGCGCUGCCGGAACUAUUCCUCUUGGUGGUAAUGCGCCAAACCCGGCAGGCUCUUGCCCUGCUAACCCUGAUGGGCCCGUCGAUGAUGGACAGCAGCUCAACAAGCUUGUUCAAAGUCCCGGGUCUGGUAACACCGGCAAUAACGGUGGUGGUAAUGGUAAUGGUAGCAACGCUGACCCUGAGAGUGGAAAUGGAAAUGGGGACGGAUCUAGCACCGUCACUGUCACCCGCACUCAAAUUACCACCAUCACCGUCACCGAGGGGAGCCCAGCUCCUACUGGUGGUACUUCCAUAACCGAUGCAUUCACCCCGGUUGUAACUGCCGAUGCCGCCAAACCCUUCUUAUUGCAAAACGGCAAAGACGCCCAGGAGCUCAACCGAUCUUUCGAAACCUUGACCGCUUCUUCAAGCUGCAAUGACGGUGAACAGGCUUGUGUUGAGGGCGGGUUCGCUCAAUGCGUUGGCGGAUCUUUCCAGAUUACCUCUUGCUCCGGAGGUCUGCAAUGCUUCGCGCUUCCCCUUGUUAACAAGGCAGGCACGAGCAUCACCUGCGACACCGAGGCUGAUGCGGCUGCGCGGAUCGCUGCUACGGGCGCCACUGGAGGUGUCCGAGGAUAG
Messenger RNA from Rhizoctonia solani, 1839 nucleotides. RefSeq names its product proline-rich family protein. The transcript is spliced from 6 exons. Lineage: Eukaryota; Fungi; Basidiomycota; Agaricomycetes; Cantharellales; Ceratobasidiaceae. The coding region runs from base 1 to 1839 and encodes 612 amino acids. The record is from RefSeq and is a predicted model, not a curated record.